Drosophila takahashii is the source of this 1879-nucleotide messenger RNA. RefSeq names its product arylsulfatase I. Lineage: Eukaryota; Metazoa; Arthropoda; Insecta; Diptera; Drosophilidae. The record is from RefSeq and is a predicted model, not a curated record.
CCCAGAUGAUGAUCAAUGCCACGAUACAAAACGGUGGAUGAUCAAUCAAUUGAAAUCGAGACCGAUCUCGUAAUUGUUGUCACUGGGAAUCUCUGCAAUACAUCAAUUAGUUUUAACUAAUUGUUGCAUAUAUCACACGAUCUCUUAGUUUUUCAGGAAGACAAUGCUUUUUUUAUGGCUUAUUUGCUUGGUGCUACCCAAUUUGAUUUCAUGUGAGGAGGAGAAACCUCCAACAAAGCCGAACAUUAUAUUUAUUUUGGCAGAUGAUCUGGGCUUCAACGAUGUGGGCUUCCAUGGUUCGGCAGAGAUUCCCACGCCCAAUAUUGAUGCCCUCGCCUAUUCCGGUGUUAUUCUGAAUCGCUACUAUGUGGCACCCAUUUGUACACCCUCAAGAUCUGCGCUUAUGACGGGAAAGUAUCCCAUACAUACGGGGAUGCAACACACUGUUCUUUAUGCCGCUGAACCUCGGGGUUUGCCGCUGGAGGAGAAGAUCCUACCCCAGUACUUAAACGAGUUGGGUUACACCUCUCACAUAGCUGGCAAAUGGCACUUGGGGCAUUGGAAGCUUAAGUAUACUCCACUUCAUCGGGGUUUUAGUAGCCACGUGGGAUUCUGGUCGGGUCACCAAGAUUACAAUGAUCACACAGCCGUGGAGAACAAUCUCUGGGGUCUGGAUAUGCGCAAUGGGACGGAAGUGGCCUACGACCUUCAUGGUCAUUACACUACGGACGUGAUAACCGAUCAUUCGGUCAAGGUAAUUGCCAACCAUAAUUCCACCAAUGGUCCUCUGUUUCUCUACGUGGCCCAUGCAGCCUGCCACUCGAGUAAUCCGUAUAAUCCGCUGCCAGUUCCGGACAACGAUGUGAUCAAGAUGGGGCACAUUCCACACUAUAAACGUCGGAAAUUCGCAGCUAUGGUAGCCAAAAUGGACGACUCCGUGGGUCAGAUUGUGGACCAGCUGCGCCAGUCCAACAUGCUGGAGAACUCCAUAAUUGUAUUCUCCUCGGACAACGGCGGUCCAGCCCAGGGUUUUAACCUGAACUUUGCCUCCAAUUACCCCCUGAAGGGUGUGAAGAACACCUUGUGGGAGGGUGGAGUAAGAGCGGCGGGUCUCAUCUGGUCACCUCUGCUCAAGAAGAGCCAGCGAGUGUCCAAUCAGACCAUGCACAUCACCGACUGGCUGCCCACGCUCCUGGAGGCAGCUGGUGGUCAACCGGCCUUGGGUAAUCUUAGCAAGGCAAUCGAUGGCCAAAGCAUUUGGCGGGCUCUGGUCCAGGAUAAGGCUUCACCACGUCUGAAUGUCCUCCAUAACAUUGAUGAUAUUUGGGGCAGUGCCGCUCUAAGCGUUGGCGAUUGGAAGUUGGUCAAGGGGACCAACUAUCGAGGCAGCUGGGAUGGAUGGUAUGGACCGGCUGGGGAGCGAGAUCCCCGGCUCUACGACUGGCAGACAGUGGCCAAAAGUAGGGCAGGCAAAGCCCUGGAAGCCCUAAAGAUGCUCCCCAGUCGAGCGGAUCAGCAGAGAUUACGAGCAGCCGCCACGGUAGCUUGCCAAGCACAAUCCUCUCAAGGAACCAGUUGUAAGGCCACCGCCUUCUCAGAACCAUGUUUGUUCCACAUUCGCGACGAUCCCUGUGAGCAAUUCAAUCUGGCAAAGCAAUAUCCCGAAGUCGUCAUCGCAUUAAUGACGGAACUGGCACGUUUUAAUUCCACCGCAGUGCCGCCUUCGAAUAAACCAGCUGAUCCUCGAGCAGAUCCUAAAUUCUGGAACUAUACGUGGACAAAUUUUGGGGACUAUCAACAUGAUAAUGACUCUGUUAGCGGAGAAAUAAGCUUCGCAAAGACUGCUUAGAAUAAAGAGAUAAAGUUUUAGUUAAAGUGA